AUGGCGGAGCAUAAGCUUGUUGAGAUUUCAGAAAUGGCAGAGCAAAAGCUUAUUGAGCAAGCUCUUGUUUCUCCAUCAACACCAAGAACAACAACAACUUCUCUUCCUCUCACAUUCCUUGACUUGCCUUUUGCAGGUCCAGUCUAUGUUGAACGCUUAUUCUUCUAUCACUUUCCACAUUCAACAACCCAUUUUUGUAAAACAACACUUCCAUCUCUCAAACACUCUCUUUCUCUUACUCUUCAACAUUUCUUCCCUCUAGCUGGAAAUCUUCAAUGUCCUCCACAACCCCACAAACCUUUUAUUCUUUGCACUCAAAAUGACUCUGUCGCUUUUACCAUCGUCGAAUCCUCGGCAGAUUUCAACCAUCUAUCAACCAAUCACCACCCCAAAAAUCUUAAAGACUAUAAUUAUCUUAGUCCAAAAUUAAGCCGCAAAACAACCUAUGAUGGUAAUGACAUUGAGAAUAACACAUUCAUUUUCCCUUUGUUGUCUUUGCAAGCUUCUGUUUUCCCUAACCAUGGUCUUUGCAUUGCAAUCACAUAUUGUCAUGUAAUGGAUGAUAGUUGUUGUAGUCAUUUCAUGAAGUCUUGGUCUUUUAUACAUAGAAAUUGUGAAGUAGUUGACUUGAAGUCAACUCCUUGUUUUGAUAGAAAUUUUUUGAGGGACCCAAAAGGGCUUGAAAAUGUUUUCUUAAGAGACUAUUUUGAAGAAAGAAAAACAUGGAAGGAUAAACUCAUUGGUCAAACUCAAAGUCAAACUAGUGAAGAAGAGUAUGUAAAAGCAACUAUUGUUUUUGCAAAAGAAGAAAUUGAGAGAAUGAAAAUAUGGGCACUUGAUCAAUGGAAGAAAAAUGAUUGUGAAGUUCAAGCGCCACAAUUUUUAUCUAAAUUUGUUGUAACUUGUGGUUUCAUUUGGGCUAGUAUGGUUAAAACAAGAUGUAGAAAGGAAAAUGAUAACGAUGAUGAUGAAAAAGAGGAGUAUUUUGGUUUUCCAGGUGAUUGUAGAGAAAGACUUGGGUACAAAAUACCAGAGGGGUAUUUUGGGAAUUGUCUAACAUUAUGUCAUGCAACUAUGAAGAGAAAGGAUAUGAAGGGGGAAGAUGGUUAUGUGAAUGCUGUUAAGGUAAUUGAAAGGGUAAUAAGUGAAAUGAAAAAUGAACCUUUUAAAGAUAUGGGAGAAUGGAGGGAUAGAUUUAAAAAGAUGUAUGAGUUGGGAAGUGUGUUGUUGGUAACAGGUUCGCCUAAGUUUAAUGUUUAUGAGACUGAUUUUGGAUUUGGAAAACCUGCUAAAGUUGAAAUGGUGCACCCAUUUACGUGUAUGUCUAUUGCUGAAAGUGAAAAUAGAGAAGGUGGACUUGAGGUUGGGUUGGUAUUCAAAUCCGAGGAUUUUAAAUAUUUCUCUUCUAUCAUUGAACAAGGACUACAAGCUUUGAAAUUUUAAUUGGUUCGUGCAUGUUUUGUCUUUUAAUUUCAAUAUUGAAUGGGAAAUGUAGUACUCCAACAAUGAAUCAUGAAUUGUGGGUUUUGAUUGGUAAUUUGAGAUUUUUUUUAUUUUUU
Medicago truncatula (barrel medic) is the source of this 1559-nucleotide messenger RNA. RefSeq names its product malonyl-coenzyme A:anthocyanin 3-O-glucoside-6''-O-malonyltransferase. Bases 1 to 1443 code for a protein of 480 amino acids. The record is from RefSeq and is a predicted model, not a curated record. The transcript has a single exon. Lineage: Eukaryota; Viridiplantae; Streptophyta; Magnoliopsida; Fabales; Fabaceae.